AUGAGGAAACACUUUGUGAAGGAUUAUUAUGUGAGCGACCCAAAAUUUCCUCGCGCUUUAUGUGGAACUUGCAGAUUAGUGGUUCAGCAAUACGGAAAACAAAACUUUCAAAGGAAGAUUCAUUUAUUCAAUUACUCCAAAUUGGAUACACAUCCUCAAAAUAUAACAAGAAAUACCUGUAGUCAAGAAAACAAAUCUAAAAGAAGUACGACUAAAUAUACACUUGCUCGAGGAAGAUCUCAUCACUGCUCAAAAGGUAAAAAAUAUUUAAACGCGAUAUCACUCACUGGCUCUUCUCAAAAGUUGCAAGAAAAAUUAGCUUCUACAAUAUUAAUCAGUAGAAUAGGCGAAAAUCCCAAUGACUCUAUUGAUUUGUCUACAACUCGAGGACCACUACUGUCCAUUCAUCUAAAACCUGAUAGAUGUGUCGAAAAUACUGCUAAAUUAUCAGCUUCCUCUUUCUCCAAAAUUCAAUAUUCUCUUAAUUUAAGUGUUAAUACAACACUUCAUCUACGGGAAGAAAACUUAUUGAACCUAAAUAAGCUUCAAGAAAAAUACCAUGAGGUUGACGCAUUCUUCGAAACAACUUAUAUAGAAUUUGUUAAGGAAGUUAACCAAGAAACCAAACAAUCGGUAUUGAAAUCAGUUGUGUACUGCAAAAAUUUUCUACUUUAUGUACGAGAGAAAAGACGAUGUUCUGCAAAUAUUUUUAUCACCAAAAUCGGCAUAGACGGAGGUGGAGGGUCUUUAAAAAUAUGUGUAAAUAUUCAAGACAAGGAAUACGAAGAUUCUAAUACCAGUUUAGAAAACAAACAUGGAAAAUCUAACAAAACAUUAAGACGUCCAAGAAAAUUAUAG
Molecule: messenger RNA, 858 nt
Organism: Brassicogethes aeneus
Lineage: Eukaryota; Metazoa; Arthropoda; Insecta; Coleoptera; Nitidulidae
Source: the annotation of a GenBank genome assembly